Molecule: messenger RNA, 1085 nt
Organism: Leptopilina boulardi
Lineage: Eukaryota; Metazoa; Arthropoda; Insecta; Hymenoptera; Figitidae
Product: alpha-ketoglutarate-dependent dioxygenase alkB homolog 4
Exons: 5
Coding region: 80-988 (302 amino acids)
Biological process (GO): oxidative demethylation
Molecular function (GO): demethylase activity; oxidoreductase activity
Source: RefSeq, a predicted model, not a curated record
CUGUGAUGGUAACUGACAUGUUUUUCUUGAAAAUUGUUUAAAUGAAAAUUUUUAGAGGCCAUUUAAACAAAACAAACAAAUGAAAAUUUUUCAAAAAAAUAUGGAAAUUGAUCGAUCAUGUGGUUGUAAAGGAAUAAGAACCUGUUUAAUUUGUGAAAAAAAAUAUUCAAUUACUAAAUUAAAUCUUGCUUCUGAACUUGAGAAACGUCCAACUUUUGUUUAUUGUCUAUAUUGUAAUAAGGCCUGGCCCGGUUGGAAUUAUAAUGAAUUUCAAAUUCAUCCAAAUCAUUCUGGAAAACCAAUUGAUUAUCCUGGAGUUUAUAUACAGACGGAUUUUCUAAGUACAGAGGAAGCCAAUUCUUUAAUGAAAGAUCUAGAUUCAUUACCUUGGGAUAUAUCUCAAAGCGGUCGCAGAAAGCAGAAUUAUGGACCAAAGUGUAACUUUAAAAAGCGACGACUACGUUUAGGUUUAUUCUCAGGAUUUCCCAAGAAAACUCGCUUCGUUCAAGAAAAAUUUUUAGAUGUUGGGUUAUUGAAAGAUUUUAAGACAAUCGAACAAUGUAGUCUUGAAUAUAAUCCAGAUCGAGGAGCUUCUAUCGAUCCUCAUAUUGACGAUUGUUGGAUUUGGGGCGAAAGAAUUGUUACGGUCAAUGUAAUUGCGGAUUCUGUCUUAACAAUGACUCCUUAUACAGAGAAUAAUCGGUAUAAUUUAGAUUGUGUCAAUUCUCAAAAACUUAUCGGAAACGAAAAUAGUGUGACUAAACCGUCAUGUGAAAAUAUUGUUGUAAGAAUACCAAUGCCUGAACGAUCAUUGCUUGUUCUUUAUGGAGCUGCAAGAUAUGCUUGGGAACAUGCAGUUCUUCGAGAGGAUGUUAAUUCACGUCGAGUGUGUCUUGCGUAUCGAGAAUUUACCACUCCAUAUCUUCCCAAAGGUGAUCACAGUCUGGAAGCUGUAGAAAUUCUCGAGCAGGCAAACAAUUUUUGGUAAUAAAUUUAUUAAAAUUAGAAACUUGUUUAAGUAUAAAAAUAACAUUUACACAUUUCAAGUAUGAGUUCUUUUCAAUAUAAUAAAUGUAGAACUCUUA